Messenger RNA from Sphaeramia orbicularis (orbiculate cardinalfish), 1106 nucleotides. Its product is annotated as carboxypeptidase inhibitor SmCI-like. The record is from RefSeq and is a predicted model, not a curated record. Gene Ontology annotation, molecular function: serine-type endopeptidase inhibitor activity. The transcript is spliced from 5 exons. Gene Ontology annotation, biological process: negative regulation of peptidase activity. Gene Ontology annotation, cellular component: extracellular region. NCBI's taxonomy places the organism in Eukaryota, Metazoa, Chordata, Actinopteri, Kurtiformes, Apogonidae. Bases 85 to 765 code for a protein of 226 amino acids.
GUGUUCACCCUCAACUAUAAAAGUGGCGCAGGCUGGGAUGGUCGGAUACUGUAGGAGAAGAGUUGGACUAAACUUACAGCCAUAAUGGAACUUUACGCACUGACAUUUAUCACACUAGUCUCCUCGUUUUACAGUGUUUUGGCGUUGUCACCUAAAGGCGUGUGUCUCCUUCAAGUGGAUGAAGGACCCUGCAGAGGUGAAAUUGAGCGCUAUUAUUACAACACUAUCACCCAAAAAUGCGAGAUUUUCUAUUACGGAGGGUGCCAAGGAAAUGCCAAUAACUUCAAGAGUUAUCAGGAGUGCCAGAAGACAUGCUUUAGAAUCCCAAAAAUUCCUCAAAUCUGCAGGUUUCCUAAAGAGGAAGGACCCUGUCGUGCCCUCUUCCGCCGUUACUUCUUCAACAUGACCACCAUGCAGUGUGAGAGCUUCACUUAUGGGGGCUGUCAGGGGAACUCCAACCGCUUCCAGGACCUCACCUCCUGCACAGAAUACUGCAGCCCACGAAAAACCGUUCCUGUGCUCUGCCUGGAUCGUCUGGACAAAGGGAGGUGCUCGGCUUCCAUUCCUCGUUACUACUACAACAAAGUCACCAAGAUGUGUGAGGAGUUCAUCUACUCAGGCUGCGGAGGGAGCAGCAACAACUUCGUGUCGAGGCAGAGCUGCAUGGACGUGUGUGUUAAAGGGCCAAAAAAGCUCACAGUCCAAGGAAAAGUGCGUCGCAUGAGGCGGAAUAAACAUAAGCACAUAACUUUCUUGCGGGUGUAAGCAUCAGUCUUGUUCUCUGGGACUCUCACUUGGACAAGCAUGUAAUGAAAAAUAACAUUAUUAACUGACUUUGUUCAUGACAAAAGGACCAGAUGGCCUUACUUUGGAGAUGUUAUUGGCACAUACAAGCAUUUUGAUAUGUCUUUAAUGUGAAUUUACUCUACACUGUUGAUGAAGUUUGUUACUACUGCACUGCACUAAUGUUCUUAAUUGUUUACUUUGAUAUUUUAUGUAUGUAAUGUAUGUUUUUUUUUUUUUAUAAGUAAGAUAUUUUGUACAUUUUCAUAACUGUGUCAUAAGAACAUUUUGAUAAUACACAUCAAAUACAUACUUUUAUCAAG